GGCGUGGGGAGCGGCGGAGCCAUGGGCCGGGUGCCGGGAUGGGGACAAGGACCGGGAAAAGGAUCGGGAAAAGGAUCGGGAAAGGGAUCGGGAAAGGGAUCGGGACGGGGACCGGCCGCCCCGCGCCGCGGCAGGAAGGAGCGGAAAGCGGACAACAUGAAACCCAAACACCCCGAUGAGCAGGAGAUCCCCUUCCGCCUGCGGGAGCUCAUCAAGAGCCGGGAGGCCAUGAAGCGCCCAGACCCCGGGAAGAAGCGGGCGGCAGAGAAGAAGCAGCAGCCCAAGGCGAAGAGCCCCGUGGCCCAAGGAGACAUCCCCGUGCCCAAAUUCAGGAGGGGGAAGGGGGAAUCGGAGCGCUCCUACGUCUGCCGCAUGGAGCAGGAGGUGCAGCGAGUCCUCUUCCUCGCCAACAACCAGCUGCAGAGGGAGCCUGAGAAAAAGACGCCCGAGAAAUCCAAGAGAAAGAAAGAGUUUCAGAAUAAGAAGCUGGAAAAAGCUCGGAGGAAGAAGGAGGAGAAGAAAGAGGCCAUGCUGGAGAAGAGCCUGUUCCAAGACGCCGUGGCGUUCGGCGAAGUGGUUACGCAGCCGCCCACCAUCACCUCACGGCCCAGGGGCUGGGGCCCUGCUGAGCAGGCUGGACGGAAGCGGCUCCUCUUGACGUCUCGCCUGGAUCAGAACCAGGCGUCCCCCGCCGUGUCCCCGGCAGCGCCGGUGUCGAUGGCUCGCCGGCGCAUCGUGGAGGAGGAGAGAGCGCGCGUCGUCCAGGCUUACAGGGACAUCCAGAGGCGCAAACAGCAGCAGCGGGAGGUGGCGCGGGGCAGCGCCCAGGCUGGACGCGGGGUCCCCCGCUGAGCCCAGCUUGGGGGGAGCUGAGCUUCCCUGGUCCCAAAGAGGGGUGUGCAGGCAGCACGGGACCCCAGGACUCGAAGGGGAUGGUUGUCCUGAGGCUGCUCUUCCACUGCUGAGCCCUGGGGCUCCCCACAGCCCCUCAGCUCGGGGCACCCCAUAGACCCGGCGCCGGAGCUGGGACCCCUGCGGUGCCACGGACCUGUGUUUUUUUUUUUUUUUUAUCUUUUUUUUUUAAUUUAUUUUUUUUGUAGUAAAAGAGCUGUUGAAUGUC
This is a messenger RNA of Tyto alba (common barn owl), 1120 nucleotides long. RefSeq names its product coiled-coil domain containing 137 (gene CCDC137). The record is from RefSeq and is a predicted model, not a curated record. NCBI's taxonomy places the organism in Eukaryota, Metazoa, Chordata, Aves, Strigiformes, Tytonidae. The transcript has 6 exons. Bases 22 to 852 code for a protein of 276 amino acids.